AUGACAGUGUCUAAAGAUAAUGUUGCCCGCGUGGGAGAAAAGACGGUUAAAGAUGGAUUUCCGAGAAUCGUUAUUAUCAUAAUACUCGCUGAAUUCUGCGAACGGUUCUCAUAUUCAGGAAUGAAAGCGUUCCUUACACUAUAUUUAAGAAGUAAGUUGGACUAUUCAGACGAAAAAGCCACAGAAAUCUAUCAUGUAUUCAGCACAUUUGUUUAUUUGUUUCCAAUUCUUGGUGGCAUUCUGGCUGACAACUACCUCGGCAAAUUUAAGACCAUUUUAUACAUGAUGUUUAUAUAUGCUGCGGGAAAUUUAUUGGUAGCUGUGACCGCGAUUCCUUUUUUGGAGAUACCGAAAAGGCUCUACACUGUUAUUGGGCUUUUUCUCAUUACUUUGGGCACAGGUGGUAUUAAGCCCUGCGUCACAGCCUUUGGAGGUGACCAAUUCGUCCUACCGCAGCAGGAGAAACAGCUGGCCCUGUACUUCAGUAUUUUAUAUUUCAAUCUAUGCACUGGAAGUUUAAUCGCCAAGACUGUGUCACCUAUAUUAAGAUCUGAAGUACAUUGCUUCGGCGAUAAAGAUUGUUAUUCGUUAGCCUUCGGAGCUCCGGGAUUAGUGGUAUUUAUUUCGAUUGUUAUAUUCGUCAGUGCUAGGAAACGUUAUGUUAUGAAGAAACCGGAGGGUGACAUGGUCAUCCGUUUCUUGAAGUGUAUUGCAUUGGGGAUUAAGAAUAAAAUAUUUGGUGGGAAACGUGAUUAUACACAUUGGUUGGAUACAACGGAAACGAAAUAUGACAAGAGGUUUAUACGAGAAGUAAAAAAAACUCUUUCGAUUCUCAUGCUCUUUAUGGCAUUACCCAUGUUUUGGGCUUUGUUAGAUCAAAUGGGUUCGAGAUGGACAUUACAGGCGACUAAAAUGGAUGGUCGCCUUGGAUUCAUUACAAUUAAGCCGGACCAAUUGCAAGUUUUCGCUCCGAUUUGCAUUCUUAUUCUUAUACCAUUAUCGCAGAAGUACAUAUAUCCGUUUUUGACUUCCCGAUCAAUGCUCACAAAUCCACUUCAUAAGCUGACGUUAGGCGGAGUCUUGGCAGCACUCGCUUUUGUUGCAUCCGGACUAGUAGAAAUUUAUAUAAAGACAACUUACCCCGUACUGCCUGAACCCGGAUUUUCACAACUACGUAUAUAUAACGGCAACCCUUGUUCAAUAUCAAUUCAAAAUGAUCAGCAAAAUAUAAUGUAUACUAUUCCAUCUCUGUCACAUUUCACUAACAAACGAAUGAAUGUGAAAAAUACGACGGAGGUUCGAUUAAGAUUUGAUGGGAGCUGCAUCGAAGCCAAAGAUGAAAUAUUUUCUUUGGAAGACAAUAUGGCUAUAUCGUUCUUUAUUGUAUCUGGCAAUAAUAUUGAAAGGUUUAAAGAGAAUGUGGAUAAAAGUAAAUCUGGUUUGCCAAUUAUAAGAUUCUUAUUGACGGAUAAUGUCCAACCAAAAAACAUCACGCUUUUUAAUGAGAAGCGAAAUGAAGUUGAGGUCUUUUUGGGGCCUGGCGUGAGCUCACAGACGGAAGUGUUCAAUGCUGAAUAUUCUAUACGAGAUGGUAAUACUAUAGUUUCAAGUGGCAUCGAACUGAACAAUGGCGGAGUUUACAAUUUGAUUAUAGACAAAGUUGGUGAUAAAUAUGAAACAAAUGUGAUAACAAUAACGCAACCCAACUCUAUAACAAUGGCGUGGUUAUUACCGCAGUUUCUAAUAAUUUCUAUAGCCGAGGUUUUGUUUGCGGUGACUGGUAAUGAGUUCGCCUUCAAAGAGUCUCCUGAGAGCAUGAAAGCAGUGAUGUCGGCGGCUUGGCUGUUGACAGAGGCUGCGGGGAACGUUAUUAUCAUUGUUGUUACAAGGGUUUUUGCUAAUUAUAAACAGGAAACUCAAUCUUUUAUAUACACCGGUUUAAUGUGUAUAUCGAUACUCAUAUUCCACGUUAUGUCAAGUGGCUACAAGUUUGGUCCCUUAGAGGAACAAGUUGGGAAGAAGGAACGAAGUAACAGCGAAGUGAAGUAUCAUCAAGUAAAAGAGGCCGAAGAAUGUUUUUAUCGUUAA
Molecule: messenger RNA, 2088 nt
Organism: Danaus chrysippus (African queen)
Lineage: Eukaryota; Metazoa; Arthropoda; Insecta; Lepidoptera; Nymphalidae
Source: the annotation of a GenBank genome assembly